ACCGGAAUCUAAUCCUGACAACGCUGAGCCCGAACCCGCCAACGCUCAUGCCAACGUUGAACCCGAACUCCCCAACACUAAACCCGAACUCGCCAACGCUCAUGCCAAUGCCGAACCAGAACAUGCCAACACUGAGCCCGAACUUGCCAACGCUGAUCCCGAACGUGACAACCCUGAAAACCUUGAGCGCGAAUUUGAGCCCGGUUUAUCUUUAUGCGAAAAAUCUUACGGCUGGAAGAAAAGAAUAAACAAUUUGAAAAAUGAAUAA
Molecule: messenger RNA, 268 nt
Organism: Dentiscutata heterogama
Lineage: Eukaryota; Fungi; Glomeromycota; Glomeromycetes; Diversisporales; Gigasporaceae
Source: the annotation of a GenBank genome assembly